This is a messenger RNA of Prunus armeniaca (apricot), 1773 nucleotides long. The record is from the annotation of a GenBank genome assembly. Lineage: Eukaryota; Viridiplantae; Streptophyta; Magnoliopsida; Rosales; Rosaceae.
AUGGCGGAUCAUCUGCAACAGUCCUCGCCCCUUCUUCAAGAGAUCCUAAACUCGUUGUCCAAAUCAGUUGAUCAACCGCAAAGCUCAGAGUCAGAGCUCACCAGCUUCCUCGAUUCAGUCCUAGACGCCGCUCUAUCAGACCCAGACAAUGAAGAUGCAGAAACCAAUGCCUUCCAAGCUCUCACCGAAGUUCACAACUUUAUCUCUUCCCCGUCACUGGACCAGGCGAUCAUGGAUUCAAUCUCAUUUGAGCUGCCAAUGGCAGUUUCCAAGUUUGGUGGUGUCUCUGAGAGAUGCCUGGAGGUUGCUGAGAGCAUUAUUGAUCGCUUUAUAUCACUGUGUAGUCCGCGAGACAUGCUUUCAAUUCUUUGUGAGGCAUUAGCUCCCCCAAUUGAGACAAUCAGGGAUUCUGGUUAUGUUGCGCCUCUUCUAAAUGGGCUUUCAAAAGUGUUUCUUUCCCUUCAGAGGCGUCACUUUGAGCAAGUGAAAGUAGCAGUUCCUAUUAUCGUUAAAGUUUUGAAGGCCAGGUCUUUGGAGUUGGAAGAUGAAGAUCCAGAAUUUAAGAAUUUGUUUGACAGAGCUAUGAGCAUUGCUAAUUCCAUACGUGCAGUUUGUGUAAAGUUGGAAGGUGGAGCAAAUGAUAAGCUUCGUGCGCUACUUGGUCUUUAUGUCUUACAGAUUAUGGCUCUUGUUAGCAUGAAUCACAAAGUUUCAAGUUCUCAGCCCUUUGUAUUGCAACUGUCUAGUUUCUUCCCAUUUUGUGGUUUGACGUAUCUUGGUGUAAUAACUGGAUCUGUUGUUGACAUCAUAUCUAGGACUGUAGUUGGAGAGGAUGAAGAUGAUUAUAUGAGUAAUUUAUCCGAUGUCAAGCAUGGGGCAUCUCUUUCAGUGAUCUGGGGCCAUGCCUCUGAUGAGGUUGUUAGAGCUGCUGAGGAGGAUUUGGCUUCUGUCAGGGAUGAACUUAAGAAUAACCAGACUGAAAGGUGGCAAGCUGUUGGCAUGCUAAAGAACAUACUAGCUCCUGUCACUCUGCCAUGGGAACUUAAAAAACAUGCCAUCAACUUCUUGCUCUGCAUUACAGAUGGAAAUAUCCCCCACUAUGAUGAACAUGAUGACUUCUCAUCUUAUAUGUCUAGCAUUUUUGCUGCUCUGCAGGCUGUGCAAAUGGUCAUCAUAUAUGCAUCAGAUACAGUGCUCCGGAAGGAUGCCUUUGAAGCAUUCAAAAGGAUUCUUGCUGAUAUUCCAACUUCUCAGAGGUUUGACAUUUUAAAGGCUUUGAUCACAAAAAGUGAUUCUUCCUCUAUGAUUGCAAUUCUUUUAGAUAUUGUUAAAGGGGAAAUGCACAAGGAAAGUCGCCAUAGACUAGGAAAUGACGAAGUUCUGCAAGCACAGUAUAAAUCACAUCCAGUGCUUUGGACUCCCAAUGUCCUUGCAUUGGUGGAGAUGAUUCUAAGACCCCCGGAGGGGGGACCUCCAUCCUUUCCCAAGGAUAGUGAUGCGGUUCUGUCUGCACUCAACCUGUACAGAUUUGUAUUAAUAACAGAAUCAACAGGAAAAACUAACUACACCGGAGCGGUGUCCAGAAGCAAUUUACAGAGAGCCUAUAACGAGUGGCUUCUACCUCUACGUACUGUGGUCACAGCCAUAAUGGCAGAGAACAAGAAUGAUUGUGGUCUUUCCCUUGACGCGUUUUGUACUUUAAACCCAAUUGAAUUAGUUUUGUACCGCUGUAUUGAGCUUGUUGAAGAUCAGCUCAAACAACACUCUGCAUAA